CUGGGAAAUCGAGUUCUGCAAUCAGUCAAUAUCACUGCGGAGACCCCAAAACAACACGAUGCUGGCGCCCAGCGGAGGCAAGAUGCUCAAAGGAGCUCUUGCAAACACCAAUGCCUCUGUAACGCUCCCAACUUUCCUAGUACCAGCCUUCCAAACAACUGCGCCGCGACGCCAGUUCUCCAGCACAACGAAUAGAUCUUCGAAGCUAGGCCGAACACCGAUAUCCAUUCCUCCCGGUGUCGAAUUGGCAGUUGGAGAGCCCAGGAUCAAGAAAGACCCUACAACAUAUCUAAGGAUACCAAAACGAACAAUUACUAUCACCGGGCCGUUGGGGAAGCUCGACCUGGAAAUCCCCCCGUACAUCCACAUCAACCAUGACGAGGCUUUAAGAAGGGCGGUGCUUACUAUUGAGGACACAGAAGCUAAGCAGCAAAAGGAGAUGUGGGGAACUACAUGGGCAUACAUAAACCGACAUAUUAUCGGCGUAUCAGAAGGACACACAGCUGUUUUACGACUAGUAGGUGUAGGAUACAGGGCGAUGAUCGAGGAGCGGCCGAAGAAGGCAGAGUAUCCGGGCCAGAAAUUUGUGUGCCUGAAGCUCGGCUUUACACAUCCCGUGGAGGAACCAGUCCCCUUCGGCAUGAAAGCUAGCACACCUCAACCGACAAGAAUCCUACUCGAGGGCAUCAACAGAGAGGAAGUCAUGUCCUUCGCAGCCAGAAUACGUAAAUGGAGAAGGCCAGAGCCAUACAAGGGGAAGGGUAUCUUCGUCAACGACGAGACGAUCAAGCUCAAGCAGAAGAAGAUCAAAUAGGCGAUCUAUUUCCUGCACGUGUAUCUAUGUACUAUACUACGGCAGAUACCCAAUCA
This is a messenger RNA of Annulohypoxylon maeteangense, 870 nucleotides long. Its product is annotated as ribosomal protein L6. Lineage: Eukaryota; Fungi; Ascomycota; Sordariomycetes; Xylariales; Hypoxylaceae. The record is from RefSeq and is a predicted model, not a curated record. Gene Ontology annotation, biological process: translation. Bases 59 to 814 code for a protein of 251 amino acids. The transcript is spliced from 2 exons. Gene Ontology annotation, molecular function: rRNA binding; structural constituent of ribosome. Gene Ontology annotation, cellular component: ribosome; mitochondrial large ribosomal subunit.